This is a messenger RNA of Kwoniella botswanensis, 573 nucleotides long. Its product is annotated as calcium-binding protein NCS-1. Lineage: Eukaryota; Fungi; Basidiomycota; Tremellomycetes; Tremellales; Cryptococcaceae. Bases 1 to 573 code for a protein of 190 amino acids. Gene Ontology annotation, cellular component: cytosol; intracellular membrane-bounded organelle; membrane. The record is from RefSeq and is a predicted model, not a curated record. Gene Ontology annotation, molecular function: calcium ion binding. The transcript has 10 exons.
AUGGGUAAAUCACAAUCUAAAUUAUCGGCUGAUGAUCUCGCCGACUUGCAGAAAAACACUUACUUCGAUAAGAAGGAACUUCAACAAUGGUACAAAGGUUUCUUGAAGGAUUGUCCAAGUGGUCAACUGAACAAAGAAGAAUUCAAGAAAAUUUAUAAGCAAUUCUUCCCAUUCGGUGACCCAUCGCAAUUCGCAGAUUAUGUGUUCAACGUGUUUGACGAAGAUAAGUCCGGCACGAUCGAAUUCAAAGAGUUCAUCUGUGCUCUAUCGGUUACAUCCAGGGGAAGACUCGAUGAAAAGCUCAAAUGGGCUUUCCAACUGUACGAUAUCAACCAAGAUGGGUUCAUCACCUAUGACGAGAUGCUACAAAUCGUUAGAUCAAUUUAUAAGAUGACUGGUCAGAUGGUACAGCUUCCAGAGGACGAGGAUACACCUGAGAAGCGUGUCGAUAAGAUCUUCCGAAAUAUGGAUUUGAACAAGGAUGCUAAGCUGACUUAUGAAGAGUUCAAGGAGGGGUCGAAACAAGAUCCAACUAUCGUGCAGGCACUAUCACUCUACGAUGGUCUGGUAUAG